AUGCCAAAAGCUACUCAAAAUAUCCACGGACCUAUGAUGCCCAUCUAUUUCUUGCUUAUUCUAGGCGUUGUGACUUCGGCGCAAUGGAUCGACUACCCGGCCAACGGUUUCGCAACGAUGACCCACUAUACCUUGCCCCGAGACUAUGUCGCCGCAUGCGGCUGCACUCCUUCUAGUACGCACUACCCAACCGCUGCGUUAUCGCAGAUGGCCUUUGGGAGCAGCGCUGCGUAUGGCCCAGGCUGCGGCAGAUGCUUCAAGCUCACACUACUAAAUACCUUUCUGUCCGACCCCCCAUUCUAUCCCACCGAGUCGAAGAGCAUCACGGUCAAAAUAACAGAUCUAUGCCCCUUGGGUGGAGACUGGUGCUCCGCAACGACCAACAAGCCGAACAAGGCCGGCCUGUCACUCAAUUUCGACCUCGCAUUCCCUUCAAGCUCAAUCCCAGACGAUUUCUUUCCUUCCAAUGAAGCCUUCUACGGCUACACAGAUUUCGGUGUUUGGAAUACAAGCUACCAGGUAGUCCCAUGCAACGAGAAUUGGCCGGGCUCGAGGAAUCAGGCAGCUCUAGGCAGUGUGGCUAACCAAGGUCCAGAGAGCGUUUGUUGUCCUGCGGAACCUACUGGCAACUCCAACGACACUUGCACGUCCUAUUCUGACAAGAAUGGCCUACCACCGGACACACGCACGAAUGGCUCAGAAGCAAUAUAUACCCCCAGACUCUUAUUGUAUCGCGUUUUGUUAUUGUCUUUGCUAUAUCUACUUACUUGCAUUAUGUCUGUAUAA
Messenger RNA from Pleurotus ostreatus (oyster mushroom), 786 nucleotides. RefSeq lists its product as uncharacterized. Lineage: Eukaryota; Fungi; Basidiomycota; Agaricomycetes; Agaricales; Pleurotaceae. The record is from RefSeq and is a predicted model, not a curated record. The transcript is spliced from 6 exons. Bases 1 to 786 code for a protein of 261 amino acids.